AUGGGUUCGGAUGCAGCGGUAGCGAUCUCAGCACCAGGUAAAGUCUUGCUGGCAGGCGGAUACUUGGUGCUGGAUCGCGCUCAUACUGGCCUGGUAUUCGGCCUGGACGCUCGUAUACAUGUGUUGAUCGAGGACAUUCCGACAAGCAAUGGCAUUGUUCUCAAUGAGAUCACUGUCAGAUCGCCGCAGUUCCUUGAUGCGGUCUGGGAGUAUGGCUAUCGAUUGUCCGAACGAGACGGCGGCAUCGAAGUGACCCAAUUGAGAGUCGAUGCAGACCUCAACCUCAAUCGCAACCCGUUUGUCGAGACCACACUCGGCUAUGCCUUGAGCUACAUCACAAGCUUGGCUGGAUCCGGUAUCACACCAGCCGCCAUUACGAUCCUUGCCGACAACGACUACUACUCCACGCCUGCUGAGAUAUCCGGUGCAGGAGCUGUAGCGACCACCCGCUUCCACAACUUCAGCUUACCACUUUCGAAGGCACCCAAGACUGGCUUAGGAUCAUCCGCAGCACUGGUCACUGCAGUCACAGCCGCUCUCCUGACUUACUAUCUGCCACGGUCGAAGUUCGACUUGAAAAAGGACGAAAGCAAGAAGCGCCUGCACAACCUAGCUCAAGCUGCUCAUUGCGCGGCCCAAGGCAAAGUCGGCUCUGGCUUCGAUGUGGCGUCGGCUGUAUAUGGAACCUGCCUAUACCGACGCUUCUCACCUGGGCUGCUCUCCAACCAUGCCGAACCAGGUGUUCCCAAAUUUGCAACAGAGCUUCGAGACAUCGUCGAGGAGAACCACCACAAGAUCAAGUGGGAUACCGAGAUCCAGAAGGAUGUGGUGAAGAUUCCGGAAGGACUGAGGCUGGUCAUGUGUGAUGUAUCUUGUGGCAGCAAGACUCCUGGCAUGGUCAAGCAAGUCCUCGCCUGGCGCAAGGAGACAGUCGAAGAGGCCAACGCGAUCUGGAGUGAUCUGGACGAAGCAAAUCAGACAUUAGCAAAGGCAUUAAAGGCAGCCACCGAGGCUGACGGCGCAGACAAGUACAAAGAGCUGAAGAGUGCCAUCACUCGCAUCCGCGAGCUCAUACGACUUAUGUCGGAGAAGUCUGGUGUUCCGAUUGAGCCGCCCGCGCAGACGAAGCUGCUUGAUGCCUGCGAGAAAGUGCCAGGCGUAAUUGGAGGUGUUGUGCCUGGCGCGGGAGGCUACGAUGCUAUAUCGCUACUGAUUGAUGACAACGUUGACACGGUUGGUAGACUCGAGGAGCUUUUUGCAGGGUGGCAGUUCGAGAGCGAGGAGGGCGGGCGUGGUAAGGUUAGUAUGUUGGGUGUGCGGGAGGAGAUGGAGGGUAUUAAGCAAGAAGGCGUAAAGUCUUAUCAUCAGUGGAUGAAGGCAUUCGUAGACUUUUAG
Messenger RNA from Fulvia fulva, 1395 nucleotides. RefSeq names its product Phosphomevalonate kinase. Gene Ontology annotation, molecular function: phosphomevalonate kinase activity; ATP binding. The transcript is spliced from 2 exons. Bases 1 to 1395 code for a protein of 464 amino acids. Gene Ontology annotation, cellular component: peroxisome. Lineage: Eukaryota; Fungi; Ascomycota; Dothideomycetes; Mycosphaerellales; Mycosphaerellaceae. The record is from RefSeq and is a predicted model, not a curated record. Gene Ontology annotation, biological process: ergosterol biosynthetic process; isopentenyl diphosphate biosynthetic process, mevalonate pathway.